AGGAGCCGGAGGGAGCCGCCAUCAUGGGCGACAAAAUGGACAUGUCUUUGGACGACAUCAUCAAGCUGAACCGGAGUCAACGGGGCGGAGGUGGCCGAGCCGGAGGUGGUCGAGGCCGGGGAAGAGGAGCUACGGGUCGAGGAGGAGGAGCUGGUCGAGGAGGAGCUGGACGCGCAGGCGGAGGCGGCCCCGUCCGGAACAGAGCCGCUCUGUCCCGGGGAGGCGGCAGGAACAGGCCCGCGCCCUACAGCCGGCCAAAACAACUCCCUGAAAAGUGGCAACAUGAUUUGUUCGAGAGUUGCUUUGGCCCUGGCGCUGGCGUGGAAACGGGUGGAAAGCUCCUCGUCUCUAAUCUGGAUUUUGGUGUUUCGGAUGCAGACAUACAGGAGCUUUUUGCAGAAUUUGGGACACUGAAGAAGGCAGCAGUACACUAUGAUCGUUCUGGACGAAGUUUAGGUACUGCAGAUGUUCAUUUUGAGAGGAAGGCUGAUGCUCUGAAGGCUAUGAAGCAAUACAAUUGCGUUCCCUUGGAUGGACGUCCCAUGAACAUUCAGCUGGUUACAUCACAGAUAGAUACACAGAGGAGACCAAUACAGAGUGUAAGUAGAGGAGGUAUGACAAGAAACCGUGGUGGCUCAGGUGGCUUUGGUGGUGGCAACAGACGAGGCAGUCGUGGCAAUAGAGGCAGAGGCAGAGGUGCUGGUAGGAGUUCCAAACAGCAGCUCUCUGCAGAAGAAUUGGAUGCACAGUUGGAUGCUUAUAAUGCUAGGAUGGAUACCAGUUAAAUCUAAUGAUGCGUCACAUGCAUGGAAAGGACUGCAAACAUCUCAUUCCAUGCUCCCUAGUGGGAGGGAAGGGUGUAUAGCGGCGGCUACUAAUAUCAAGAAUGGGAUUUGUUUUACUUUUAUGUUUUGAAAUAGGUUUUAAACUCAUGUAAAGGUUUCUUUCUUUUUUUUAAAUUCUGAAACAGAUCUGUUUUGUACCGAGUUAUUUUUGGGAAAAAUUUUACUGGUUGCCUGUUGGGCCAAAGUGGCUUUUUCACUUUGGCAGUAAUAAAAUAGAAAUGUGUCUAGAGCUGUAAAUGUCUGCUUCAUGUUGCAGCUGGAGCCUAGCCUUUGGGCUGCAAAAGCAAAGAUGAAUAGGGGAAGCAGAUUGCCUGCUAGCCCCCAGCUAAAUAGUUGGUGCUGAUUGCCCUUCCCAUGAGGAGGGAUUCUGUUCUCUCAGGUCUCCCUCCUCCACUCUGCUUCAGAAGGGGUUUGUAAAUUCUGCAUCCCACCAUCUUCUGUAUGCUAAUUCUUCUCCUUCAAUUUGUGCAAAAGCCACCAUUGUGACUACUGUUGCAGGGAGAUGAUGUUCCCUGGUGAAGCUGACUUUGGAGGUCAUGGGGAGGGAGUAAAUUUCUUGUUAAAGUUGUUUUGUAUUUAACACUUGAUUCCAAAGUUCAGUGCUGGUCCCUCAGUAUUUUUACUGUAAAAUAGUUGCUGUGAAAAUUCAGUGACACCAACAUGACAAGUAAAGAUUUAGUCUUUCAACUUGUAAUUCCCUAUUGAAUUCUUAUUUCAAGUAAAUCUAAAGACAUUUG
Thamnophis elegans (Western terrestrial garter snake) is the source of this 1582-nucleotide messenger RNA. It is a transcript of the gene ALYREF, whose product is annotated as Aly/REF export factor. NCBI's taxonomy places the organism in Eukaryota, Metazoa, Chordata, Lepidosauria, Squamata, Natricidae. The record is from RefSeq and is a predicted model, not a curated record. The coding region runs from base 24 to 785 and encodes 253 amino acids. The transcript has 6 exons. Gene Ontology annotation, molecular function: mRNA binding. Gene Ontology annotation, cellular component: nucleus. Gene Ontology annotation, biological process: mRNA export from nucleus.